GGAGACGGGACGCGGGAGAGCGAAGAGGGGGCGGGGCUUGGGCGCCUCAUUAUCGAGCCGCUUGCUGCGCCGUUAACUGCGCGAGAACAACGGAGAGAGCCGAGCUAGCCGCGAAGGACGAACUCUGACUUGGUGCUCUUUGGAUUUGGAGGUCACAGACGUGGACUAUGAUCGAGACCAUCGAUACCCAGCGUGCUUUGCAGGCUGUCGAAAGACUUCAGGCCAAACUAAAGGAGCGAGGGGACAGCUUCAACGAAGAGAAAAUCGGCUUGCUGAAGAGCGUCCUGCAGAGCCCGCUGUUUCACCAGAUCUUGUCUCUUCAGAGCUCAGCUCAUCACCUCAAGGAGCAGACAAACCCACCAUCGCAGUCUAUAAGCAAUGAGGGGUCCUCUGUUGUCAGCGCCAACUCUCCCUCAACCAGAAUCCCUCCAAGUGACUCUUAUGUGUUGGCACAGCAAAAGGGAAGUCCUGAAUCCUCGACCUUCUCAUUGUCCUCACAAAUCAAUGGAAAGCCAUCUUUGGAUGAGUUUGAUGGCCUCAUCAAGUCGAUGGCACAGGGUCGCCAUGUUGAGUUCAUCGAGCUGGUCAAACCUUCCUCCGGAGGCCUUGGCUUCAGCGUGGUGGGCUUGAGGAGCGAGAACAGAGGCGAGCUGGGCAUUUUUGUGCAGGAAAUCCAGGAGGGCAGCGUGGCACACUGUGAUGGGAAGUUGAAGGAAGCCGAUCAGAUCUUGGCCAUCAAUGGUCAAGCGCUUGACAAAAGUAUCACUCACCAGCAAGCCAUUAGCAUCCUUCAGAAGGCCUCCGAGAAGGUGCGCUUGGUUGUGGCCAGGGGCUCCAUUCCUAAGCUCGUCAGCCCAGUUGUGUCCCGAACACCAUCGUCCGCAAGCACCGUGUCGGCCCACUCCAGCGCCCUGCAGCACCUUCAUUGGCAGCAUGUGGAGACCAUAGAGCUGGUCAACGAUGGCACAGGUCUGGGAUUCGGGAUCGUCGGAGGGAAAACUACAGGAGUGAUUGUGAAGACCAUUCUACGUGGAGGGGUGGCCGAUCAGGAUGGACGACUUCUCAGUGGCGAUCACAUACUCCGGAUUGGCGACACGGACCUGCAGGGAAUGGGCAGUGAGCAGGUGGCACAGGUCCUGAGGCAGUGUGGCAAUCGCGUGAAGCUGGUCAUUGCCAGAGGAGCCUUGGAAGAUUCUUCUCCUCCGCCGCCUGCCCUUCCACCAGUAGCAGAGCAGCAGGUGGAGGCACUGGCUUCAGAAGAGGACGAGGACAGUGAUGCGUUUGAUGUGCAUUUGACCAAAAACGCCCAGGGACUCGGUAUAACCAUUGCUGGUUAUGUGGGAGACAGAAGCUCUGAGCCUUCAGGUAUCUUUGUGAAGAGCAUCACAGAAGGUAGCACUGUUGAACAAGAUGGCCGAAUCCACGUUGGUGACCAGAUUAUAGCAGUGGAUGGAACCAACAUCCAGGGGUUCACCAACCAACAGGCCGUGGAGGUCCUGAGGCGUACAGGGCAGACUGUGCACCUCAGGCUGAAACGGAGGGGCUUCGGAGGUGAGCUGCAGGCACCAGCUGAACACGCGAUAGACAGACUGCUUGAGAAGGACUCGGCGGUGGAAACGGCCAGCAGCCCGGCUGCCAGAGAGCCGUCCCAGCAGUCUGCGCCGUCUUGUUUGGCAACUUGUGCUUCACCUACAGAUGAAGGAGGCGAGGAAGAAGCAGGAUAUGCCGCCAGUGAAGAAGAUCUGAAGAAGAAGUGGCAGGCCAUCCUUGGCCCGGGCUCCGAAGUGGUGGUGGCACAAGUUGUAAAGUUCAGUGAAAGCAGCGGCCUGGGAAUCAGCCUGGAGGCUUCGUCCGGCCAUCAUUACAUCCGAUCCAUCCUUCCCGAAGGGCCUGUGGGGCGCAAUGGCAAGCUAUUUAGUGGCGACGAGCUUCUCGAGGUUAACGGCAUUUCCCUCGUUGGGGAGAACCACAAGGAUGUGGUGAAGAUCCUGAAGGAGCUCCCAAUCCACGUCUCCCUGGUCUGCGGCCGCCCUAGUCAGCACAUGGAGAGCGACAGCAGUGCCAGUGACCUCCACUUUCCAGAAGAGCCCUUGUACCUGCCCGAAAAGGCACAAAUCCAUCUAAGUGGACUCAGCGGCUUCACUGAUACAGAUGAUCUGAAGAUAGAGGACAUCGUCAUGGAGGGCCUCGCAGAAGACACCUUGGCCUCCUCUUUGGCAAUGUGGGAGAAGGAAGUCCAACAUAUCGAACUCGUGAAGGGCGACUCUGGGCUGGGGUUCAGCAUCUUGGAUUAUCAGGACCCUGUGGAUCCGGUGAAGACCGUGAUUGUCAUUCGCUCUUUGGUUCCUGACGGUGUGGCAGAACGUGACGGACGACUUUUGCCAGGGGACAGGCUCAUGUUUGUCAACGACACCAACCUGGAAAAUGCCAGCCUAGAGGAUGCUGUGCAGGCCCUGAAAGGCGUGCCCGUGGGCACAGUGAGGAUCGGAGUGGCCAAACCAUUACCACUUUUGCCAGAGGAGAGCUGCGCCUUGGAGAAGGACGACUCGAUGUUCUACACAGCCCAGCAGUUUGAAGAGGAGGAGCCGGCCGAAGCCGCCGUUUUCCAUGCCGAACUCGCCCUGGUGGACAACAGUGACCCGGACGUGCCACAUGAUCAGUCGUGUGACUCACCAUACGGCGCAGAUGUGUCCAUGUUGGCUCUUCAUGGCAGCACGUGCAGCGUGGAUCUCGACUACAGGUUGACUCUUCAGUCUUCUACUCCAAAGACUGUUGACGAAGACGGCCCAUUGUCGCCAGUUCCCGAGGCUGCUGUUGGAGCCGAGAUGUCAUUUUGUACAGAGAUUCUCACAUUUCCUUCACAGUCCUGGAUGGCAUCAGGCCCACUUUUGAGGACAGAAAUGCCCAAGCCAUAUCCCUUGGAGUCCCCACAGUGCUCUGUGCCCGCUGCCGAGAGCGACGGAGGCCUUCACGACCUGGAUAGACGACUUGAACUGCCAAGUGCAGAAUGCCAGCCCGCUUCGUCAGGCAUGUUCGGCAGGGACAGAUGUGUCACCCCAAAUAUGGACUCUGGUUCAACUACUAAGGAGGAAGAAGAACUUCUGGAGGAUCACUGCUGCUUGGAUGGCAGCAUACUAACUAUGGCUGUGCCAGGGAGCCACUUUGAACGGACCAUCACUGUCGUCAAGGGCAACUCCAGCCUGGGGAUGACUGUGAGUGCCCAGAAGGAUGGCUUGGGCAUGAUUGUUCGCAGCAUCAUCCACGGUGGCUCCAUCAGCCGGGACGGCCGGAUUGGCAUUGGAGACUGCAUCCUGGCUAUCAACGGAGAGAUGACCAUGAACCUCACCAACGCUCAGGCCCGCGCCAUGUUAAGGAGACACUCGCUUAUUGGGCCAGACAUAAGCAUUUCCUACGUGCCGGUUGAAUACCUGGAGGAGUUCAGAGUCAGCUUGGGCCGCCCUGCAGAGGAUGCAGUGUCCAUUGGCGGCAGCCACUCGACUUGCGGAGAGCUGCCCGAUUUACCAGAGAGGGAGGACGGAGAAGGAGAAGAAAGCGAACUGCAGAAUGGCACCCACAACAGCUGGAAUCAGCCCAGAAGAGUGGAGCUGUUUCGAGAGCCUGGAAAGUCGCUUGGCAUCAGCAUUGUUGGUGGCCGAGGAAUGGGAAGCCGGCUGAGUAAUGGUGAGAUGAUGAGAGGAAUCUUCAUCAAGCACAUCCUCAGUGACAGCCCGGCUGGGCGAAACGGGACGCUAAAGACAGGAGACAGGAUAGUUGAGGUGGAUGGCAUGGACCUCCGAGAUGCAAGUCACGAGCAGGCGGUCGAAGCAAUCCGCAAUGCCGGAAACCCAGUGGUGUUCAUGGUGCAGAGUAUAGUGUCUCGACCUCGGUCGGUGACAGCUGACUCGGCGGAUGACAAGCCAUUUCCAUCACAAAGCAAUUUGGCCACUGAGGCGUCACUGAGUGAAAACCCAUUGGAGGGUUCGCUGCGUCCCAGUAGGCUUUUCCUAGGCCUCUCCCCAGCUAACCCCUUUGCUCCUACUCCUUUUAAGGUGGCAAGUCGCCGGGAUGCUGAAACGGGAAGAGCAUCGCCUAGUGCCGUGGCACGACUGCCAGUUGAGACCACAGCUGGUGCUGGAGGGGCAGACACCGAGGCCACCGACAGAGCCGGGUCGCCGGAGGAAGAGCAGGAGGAAUUUGGGUACAGCUGGAGGAAGAUCAUUCACCGCUACGGAAGUCUGCCUGGAGAGCUGCACAUGAUAGAGCUGGAGAAGGGCAGGACGGGCCUCGGGCUGAGCCUGGCAGGCAACAAGGACCGGUCGAGGAUGAGCGUCUUUGUCGUGGGGAUUGAUCCGAAUGGGGCCGCGGGCAAGGAUGGCAGAAUCUUGGUUGGCGAUGAGCUGCUGGAGAUCAACGGUCAGAUCCUGUACGGCAGGAGCCACCAGAACGCCUCGUCCAUCAUUAAAAGUGCACCUUCAAAGGUCACGAUGAUCUUCAUCAGGAAUACUGAAGCACUCAACCAGAUGGCAGUCGGGCCGAUGAAGGAGCUCACCAGCGAGGCCAGUGGAUCCCAGGCUGAAGGCUGCGUUUCCAUGGUGCCGCCUUCGGUGUUCGAUCUUGACCGGUUCAAAGGGGUUCAGCAUGUCGUUCUUCCCAAGGAUGACGGAGGCCUGGGCAUCGCCAUCAGUGAGGAGGACACAAAGGCAGGCGUGCUGAUCAAGAGCUUAACAGAACGUGGUGCGGCCGCCAAAACUAGCAGAAUCAAAGUGGGAGACAGAAUUUUGGCAGUGGAUGAUGAAGUUGUCCUGGGCGAGCCUGUGGAGAAGGUUAUCACUCUGUUGAAAAAAGCCAAGAGCUCCGUGAAGCUCACGCUCAGUUCAGAUGAGGAAGGCCCACCGCCCCCUCGAGUGGCUCUGCCCGUUGGCAGCAGCGAAGACUGCGAUGUGCUGCAUGCUGGCCUGGACUCCCCAGAUGUGGACCAUCAUGGCACUCUGAGCAGGUUGUGCACGCCGGCAACACUGGCAUCAGACCCAGCCACCUGUCCCAUCAUCCCGGGAUGUGAAACGACAAUCGACAUCUCGAAAGGACGCACCGGUCUGGGACUGAGCAUCGUUGGCGGAGCGGAUACGCUGCUGGGUGCCAUCAUUAUUCAUGAAGUUUAUGAAGAAGGGGCGGCCUCUAAAGAUGGCAGGCUGUGGGCCGGGGACCAGAUCUUAGAGGUUAACGGCAUUAAUUUAAGAAGUGCCACUCAUGACGAAGCCAUCAAUGUGCUGCGACAAACUCCACAGAAGGUUCGCCUGACGGUGUACCGAGACGAGGCCCAGUACAAGGAAGACGACAUGUGGGACACGUUCUCGGUGGAGCUUCACAAACAGCCGGGUGAAAGCCUGGGCCUGAGUAUCGUCGGGAAGAGGAAUGAUGCAGGCGUCUUUGUGUCAGACAUCGUGAAGGGAGGAGUGGUUGAAAAAGAUGGACAACUCAUGCAGGGAGAUCAGAUUUUAUCCGUCAAUGGCGAAGACGUCCGCACUGCCACACAAGAAGCUGUUGCCGCAUUGCUGAAGUGCUGCUCCGGAGCGAUCCGACUGGAGGUCGGCAGAUUCAAGGCAGGGCCGUUCCACUCGGAGCGCCGGUCGUCUCGCAGUAGUCAGACAAGUGAAAGUGACAGCCAUGAAAGGACAUCAUUUAGCACGCUGCCCCCAGAAUGCACCAUGGCCAGUGACUUCAACAGUGGUCUGAGGCGGCGCGCCUCGUCAGACAGAGCCGCUCUGAGGACGGUGGAGUUGACUAAGGAGCCAACGGAUUGCCUAGGAAUCAGCAUUGCCGGAGGAGUGGGAAGCCCGCUUGGAGACGUUCCCAUUUUUAUCGCCAUGAUGCACCCCACGGGUGUGGCGGCACAGACGCAGAAGCUGAGAGUUGGAGACCGAAUUGUGAGCAUCUGUGGCACGUCGACCGAAGGCAUGAGCCACUCUCAGGCUGUGGAUUUGCUAAAAAAUGCCUCGGGCGCCAUUGAGUUGCAAGUUAUUGCAGGAGGAGAAGUGAGCGUCAUUGCUGCCCAAGCCCAGGACCCACCGGGAGGGAGUCUGUCUGUCGGGGGCCUCUUCCAAGAUGAGCUGGGGCCUCCGCAGUACAAGAACAUCACCUUGGACCGGGGUCCUGAUGGCCUGGGCUUCAGCAUCGUGGGAGGCUUUGGGAGCCCACAUGGAGAUUUGCCGAUUUACGUCAAGACUGUCUUUACAAAGGGAGCUGCAGCUGAAGAUGGACGCCUAAAACGAGGCGACCAGAUCAUAGCUGUGAACGGGCAGAGCUUGGAGGCGGUCAGCCAUGAAGAAGCAGUCGCCAUCCUCAAGAGGACCAAGGGCUCUGUCACCCUCACUGUCCUGUCAUAGGCCAGCAUGUCCUCGAUGGAAACUGACAACAACAACGUGGCAGUGUGAGGACCGCCGCCACACACACACGAUAAUCGAGGGCAGUGAAGGUGGCAUCACUGCAGAGGGUCACCUCGCCACUCACAAACACACCAGUGACACUUUGACAUCUUGUGGUCACAUCAAGUCGUCCUCUCCACUCACAUGGACCUCUUUGUUUCAUUGUGCUGCUGCCAGAAUGCCACCGAGGCUGCCCCCUCCCCCAGGUCACCGCUGAAUCCAAAUAAGUGACACUGUGAGCUCCCUGCCCUGCUGACGUCACCUCCCCUCCAUGAAACUGGCAGACUCCCCUGAACUGCCUUGGUGUGUGUGUGUGUGCGCGCGUGUGUCUGUCUGUCUGCACUCCCGUGUGACACACUUGUCUCUCAUUCAGAAUUCUGAUGGCGCAGGGACACACAACCCUAACCAGCUGACCUGUACGUGUGCCACCCACACUCCCAAGUGCAGGCUUACCCUUGAGGCCCCAUGCCUGUGCCAGUGUGGCUGUUAUGAUGGGCUACCAACCACCUCCUUAUACUCCUCCUCCUCUUCAUCGCUGGACACCAGAGAGGAGUCUGAAGCCCUGAGGUGACUCCUAGUCUUCCUGUCAUUUAUCCACAGCCACCGACAUAUCAGGUGUCCUCGGCAGUUGGAAUGGAAGAUGUGCCAGUGGGCAGGGUGGCAAGGAGGAGGAUGGAGGCCAUCAAGCUGGCACAACCACCUCCAUAUAUAAACAUGUUGAUCCGUUAACAGGAAGUUGUGACGCAUCACCUGGCAGAAGGCAGGGAUUGGGGUGGCACCUGCAAGACAAGACACUUGGAAAGCUUGGCAGCCUUUCUUCAGAUGGGUGCCAACGCAGUAGAUGAAGAACAUGAAUGUGUGAACUUGAGAGGGAGACAGCAGCAGUAGGACAGCCACCUACUGUGACUCGAAUGACAUGUGUACCGAUGACUGGACAGAGUUGUCACCUGACUGCUGGGGGAUGAUGAUGGUGACAGGAUUGUUAGUGCCAGGUGUGGCAACUUUCUGUCCAUUAGCAGCAUUUUCUGUAGAAGUCCUUGAGAGCUGGCAUAGGUGGGUGAGGUGACGCGAUGUAACAGCCGAAUGCCCCUGUAGUGUCACUGACUUGUGUGUGUCAUCGUGAUUUCAAUAAAAUGAACGCUU
Messenger RNA from Erpetoichthys calabaricus (reedfish), 7565 nucleotides. Its product is annotated as multiple PDZ domain protein. Bases 168 to 6383 code for a protein of 2071 amino acids. The transcript is spliced from 48 exons. Gene Ontology annotation, molecular function: protein binding. Lineage: Eukaryota; Metazoa; Chordata; Cladistia; Polypteriformes; Polypteridae. The record is from RefSeq and is a predicted model, not a curated record.